Sporothrix brasiliensis 5110 is the source of this 1464-nucleotide messenger RNA. RefSeq names its product D-3-phosphoglycerate dehydrogenase. The coding region runs from base 1 to 1464 and encodes 487 amino acids. The record is from RefSeq and is a predicted model, not a curated record. The transcript is spliced from 3 exons. Lineage: Eukaryota; Fungi; Ascomycota; Sordariomycetes; Ophiostomatales; Ophiostomataceae. Gene Ontology annotation, molecular function: oxidoreductase activity, acting on the CH-OH group of donors, NAD or NADP as acceptor; NAD binding.
AUGGCAGCAAAACCGCAAAACAUUGCCAGCCGGCCCGCGGCGCCGCUCUCUGACGCCAAUACGCAAUUCGUGUCGACCUCCCCGACUACUACCUUCACGUCUCCCCCGUCCAGCUUCAACGCCUAUGGCAGCCGGACCGGUACCGGUAGCUUUAGCAGCACCGGCGCCGCUGGUGACAGCCGUGUGGGCGGGAACGCCAAGCCGCUCAAGCCCUUCAACUCGACCGACAUCAAGAUCCUGCUGCUCGAAAACGUCAACGAGAGUGGCCGUAGCAUCCUGACAGGCCAGGGCUACCAGGUCGAGUACCUCAAGUCUUCGUUGCCCGAGGACGAGCUGAUUGCCAAGAUCCGCGACGUGCACGUCAUUGGCAUCCGCUCCAAAACGCGGCUGACGGAGAAGGUGCUGGCAGCAGCUAAGAGCCUGCUUGUGGUCGGCUGCUUCUGCAUCGGCACCAACCAGGUCGACCUCGACUACGCGGCCAAGAAUGGCAUUGCCGUCUUCAACUCGCCCUUUGCCAACUCGCGCAGUGUCGCCGAGCUGAUGAUCGGUUGGAUCAUCUCGCUGGCGCGCCAGCUUGGCGACCGCUCCAGCGAGAUGCACAGCGGCACCUGGAACAAGGUCAGUGCGCGCUGCUGGGAGAUCCGCGGCAAGACGCUGGGCAUUGUCGGCUAUGGCCACAUUGGCUCGCAACUGUCGGUGCUGGCCGAGGCCAUGGGCAUGUCGGUCAUCUACUACGACAUUGUCACCCUGAUGGCCCUGGGCAAGGCACGCCAGGUCGCCUCGCUCAACGAGCUGCUGCGCGAGGCCGACUUUGUCACGCUGCACGUUCCUGCCACCCCCGAGACCCGCAACAUGAUUGGCGCUGCCCAGCUGGCCCAGAUGAAGACGGGAUCGUACCUGCUCAACGCCAGCCGCGGCACAGUCGUCGACAUUGCGGCGCUGGUCGAUGCGCUCCGGGCAGGCAAGCUGGCCGGUGCGGCGCUGGACGUGUACCCGCAGGAGCCCGGCGGAAACGGCGCUUUCUUCAACGGCUCGCUGAACCCCGGUUGGGGCGACGAGCUGCGCGGCCUCAAGAACGUGAUCCUGACGCCGCACAUUGGCGGCAGCACGGAAGAGGCCCAGCGCGCUAUUGGUGUCGAGGUCGGCGACGCACUCGUCCGGUACAUCAACCAGGGUAUCACCCUUGGCAGCGUCAACCUGCCCGAGGUCAACAUGCGCUCAUUAACGCUCGAGGAGCCCAACCACGCGCGCGUCAUCUACAUCCAUCGCAACGUUCCCGGUGUGCUGCGCCGUGUCAACGAGAUACUAGGCGACCACAACGUCGACAAGCAGAUUACUGAUAGCAAGGGCGAUAUUGCCUACCUGAUGGCCGAUGUCAGCGAUGUUAAGCCCAGUGACCUUAAGGAGAUUACCGAUAGCCUCGAGGGUCUCAGCUCUUGCAUCAUGACCCGUGUGCUUUACUAA